AAUUUAGACGCAUGCUUGGGUGCAGCCCAUUCAAGAUGCUGGCCAUCACUGCGUUACUUCUAAUCGUGCAAUACGUAUCACCAACAUACGGUGCAUGCUUUGAUGCCGUCCUCGAAGAUGCUAUAGUAAAAGCCCAUAAUGACCUGAGAUAUGAUGUUGCGACCAAAAAUUUAAAUGCCAAAAUUUAUGGAGACAUUCCAGGAACGAAGAGUUUGUUCAACUUGGAAUACGAUUGCGGCUUCGCAAAUCUUGCCGAAGCACUUAUACCGAAGGACUGCCUUAGACCGGCUCUCGACUAUUCUUCAAUGGGAUACGGCAGUAAUUUUAGAAAGUUCCGCACACCCAAAAGAGUUGAUGAAUCAGAUAUAAAUUAUCUCGCAGAAUAUUACAACAUAAUCGUACAAGAAUGGGCUAUGAAGGACAUUGUUCCUCUUGAUUCUAAUGCUGUAUACAAGGAUAAACGCAUGGAAGCUUUUGCUAACAUGGUUUAUCACAAAACUAUUGCGUUUGGAUGCAAGCACAGAACCUGCGAUGACACCACAAUGGCUAUCGCAUGUGUGUACGAAUCACUACCAAAGAUUGGCGAACCACUUUUCGUGCCAAAUCCACAAGCGAAAAAUAAGAAAGGAUGUACAGCACAUAAGACUUGCAAAGAGGUUAGACCAGGAACCAAAUGUAUGCAAAAUCCAGAUGGUACAUUGGGACCCCUCUGCGUACUCCAUGACAUUACAACCACAGCCUCCACUGAAAGCACCACAACUUCUGCAACAACAACACCCACGACUACAUCGACGUCUACUUCAACCACGACAUCUACUUCGAGCACAACGACUACAACGACACCUACGACUACUUCGAGUACAACAACUACAACAACACCUACGACUACUUCGAGCACAACUACCACUUCUGCGACAUCAACAACCACAUCUACAACAACUUCCACUUCAAGCACAACAACAACUACCGCGGUUCCAACGCUGAUGACUGCGGAGAUGCGAGAGGAAUUGCUUGGAAAGCUGAAUCAUUAUAGAUCGGAGCUGGCUAAGGGAAAUGUCAGAAAUGGAAUAGAAGGAAAAGCCAAUCUUCCGGUAGCCAAGGAUAUGUACGAAAUGCGAUAUGAUAUGGACCUUGAAAAAGAAGCUCAAGCCGCAGCUGAUAAAUGCGAUGCCACAUCAGAAGUGCAAUCAAGGGAUGGCCAAAUUGCUCAGCUGAACGAAACGUCAUUUACCGAAAAGGAAGUGCUUCUAGGGACGCAAGAAUCAUGGUUUUGGCAAAUAUUGAAAAACGGCAUGAAUUAUCAGAUGCAGUACACAGAAACCUUGGAAUCGAAGCCUUCUUCACCAAACGCAUUCACUCGGAUGGGAUGGGCUAAAUCAUACAAAGUCGGCUGUGGAAUGGCACACUGCAGCGCUGGCACUGCUAUCAUCUGUCGCUACGAUCCACCAGGUAACCAAUACGGUCAGUACGUUUACACGCCCGGCAGUGAAAGUGACCUCUGCGCUUCCUGCAGUGACCCGUGCAAUGACGGACUGUGCCCACCACCAAUUAAUUGAUUGGCUAUUAUUUCCAACAAAUAAGAGCUAUUGAAAAUAAAAUUUUCGUAUAUU
Messenger RNA from Cylicocyclus nassatus, 1610 nucleotides. Lineage: Eukaryota; Metazoa; Nematoda; Chromadorea; Rhabditida; Strongylidae. The record is from the annotation of a GenBank genome assembly.